AUGGUGAUGUUAGCUACAGUGGUAGUGGAGGUGUGUGAUGAAUCUGGAAAAAUGGUACAGUGUAGAGCAGUGUUAGACUCUGGCUCACAAGUCAACUUUGUGAAAAAUCAAUGUGCGAGAAGACUUGGGUUGUUUCGUGUCGAUGCAGCAGUGCCAGUGACUGGAAUAGGUCAUUCACAUGCAAAGUCUCUUCAGUACUGUGUAGCACAAGUGCAUUCUCGAGUUGAAGAUGUACAGUUCAAUGUAAAGUUACAUGUACUACCGUCUAUAACAAGUCCAUUACCAACACAGGCAUUUAACCCAGAUAAGUUUGUUAUUCCAGCUUAUAUACAAAACAAGCUAGCUGACCCAGGAUACAACAAGCCUGGUAACGUUGAUAUGUUGUUGGGAGCGGAGCUAUUUUUUGACAUAAUGAAGACGGAUAAACAUGUGAUAUCAGAACAAGCUUCAUUUCAAAGUACUGUGUUUGGUUGGAUUCUGACUGCAAGGGACAAAGCUGAAGAAGAAGAAGUUGAUAGACAUUUUAAAUCAACAGUAGUUAGAACAGAAACCGGUCGGUUUAUGGUUCGAUUGCCUCUCAAGCUACAUCCUGAAGUAAUAAGAAGUACUAUAUUCAUGGUGAAAAGAAGAUUUUUCAACCUAGAGGCCAAACUGUCAAAGGAUGCAGAACUAGCAAAACAAUAUGACGACUUUAUGUUGGAGUAUAUAAAGUUGGGUCAUAUGCAGCCAGUCACUAGUAGUUCAAGUUCAACAGUCAGUUAUUACCUACCCCACCAUGCUGUGAUAAAGGACAAUAGUAUCACAACAAAACUAAGAGUCGUGUUUGACGCAUCAGCCACAGGAAGCUCUGGAAUGUCUCUAAACAACAUUAUGUUGAAAGGUCCUACUGUACAGCCAACGUUACAUUCUAUCUUACUGCGAUUUCGAACCCAUACAUUUGCACUAACAGCUGAUGUUGAAAAAAUGUACCGGCAAAUCUUAGUGCAUCCGGACGACUGCAAACUUCAAAGAAUCCUAUACAGGUCCAGCCCUUCAGAGACUCUCAAAGAAUACACAUUGCGAACGGUUACAUAUGGCACUAAGUCUGCCCCUUAUCUAGCUACUCGAUGCUUAAGCCAACUUGGUUCCGAAGCUUCUAGGUCAAAUACACAGAGAACGAUUCGCAUGUCAUUACGGAAAUGGUGUACAAAUUCAAGUGUAUUGUCCAACCAGUUAGUAACGUCAGAACAUGGCCCAAACUACCUACUAAAGUUGCAGGAGAAUGACACUGUUAGCACUCUAGGUGUCACCUGGAAUCCCCAUGCAGACUGUUUCCAAUUCAUAGUAAGGGACUGGAAGCCUCCUAUACAUAUGUCGAAACGAUCCCUACUCGCAGAUAUAAAUAAAGUUUAUGAUCCGUUAGGAUUCAUUUCACCGGUGUUGGUCAAGGGAAAAAUAUUUGUGCAACAGUUGUGGCUGUUAAAGCUGGGUUGGGACACACGUUUACCGAAAGAACUGCAGAACAAGUGGAUGAACUUUUAUGGUGAGCUAAGUGCGCUGGAAGCAUUACGGAUUCUACGCAGAGUGAUGUAUUCACGUGAGCGCAUAGAACUGCAUGGGUUUAGUGAUGCAUCUCAAGAAGCAUACGGUGCUUGUGUGUAUGUAAAAACCACAGAUGAUCAUGGACAAGUUACUGUGUUGUUGUAUACGUCUAAGUCACGAGUUGCACCAACCAAGCAAACUACCAUUCCGAGACUAGAGUUGUGUGGAGCUGUAUUGCUGAUGGAAAUAAUGGUGGACGUAGUUGAUGAACUAACACGAAUGGACAUUCAAGUCAAUCAAUCGAAUGUAAUGUUGUGGACAGAUUCCACUAUAGUCCUAGCUUGGAUUAAAUCAAGUCAACCGUUAAAGUCUUAUGUUGCGAACAGAGUCGCUCGAAUUCUCGACCAUUCUGUUCGAUCUCAGUGGAAACACGUUCCAACCAACCAGAACCCGGCAGACAUAAUCUCCAGAGGGACAUCAGCGAUGGAAAUCAAAACCAACAUGUUAUGGUGGACGGGUCCUCAAUGGUUGCUACGUCCCAGAGUUGAUUGGCCUUCGAGAGUGACAGCAGAUGAUGAAGACAUUCCAGAAGUGAGGUGCAUCAAGCUUACAUUAGUUGCUGUCAGUGCAUCGAACACCGUGUUAGAUAGAUAUUCAGAAUGGAAUUCAUUGAUUAGAACAACUGGCUGGCUACUACGAUUCAGUCACAAUGCCAAGGCGACUAAGAUUACACGGUUACCUAACAUGUAUGGUCCUCUGACGGUGACAGAACUUGCUAAAGCUCAAACAUACUCGAGCCAUUUAGAGCUUGUGAACGGAUUGACGUCCAAUGCCUUCAUUGCAGCUUUAAAAAGGUUCAUUGGUCUCAGAGGUAGCCCUCAACACAUGUAUAGGGAUAACGGCACUAAUUUUGUGGGUGCCAACAAAGAAUUACGUGCGUAUAUUCAACAGUUGCACUAG
This is a messenger RNA of Metopolophium dirhodum (rose-grain aphid), 2481 nucleotides long. RefSeq lists its product as uncharacterized. The coding region runs from base 1 to 2481 and encodes 826 amino acids. The transcript has 4 exons. The record is from RefSeq and is a predicted model, not a curated record. Lineage: Eukaryota; Metazoa; Arthropoda; Insecta; Hemiptera; Aphididae. Gene Ontology annotation, molecular function: nucleic acid binding.